AUGCUGGAUCACCGAGCCAGGAUGGAGAGCGGCAGGAAGGAGAAGGUGGAGCAGAUCCUGUCGGAGUUUCGGCUGAGGGAGGAGGACCUGAAGAAGGUGAUGUACCGGAUGCAAAAAGAGAUGGACCGAGGGCUAAAGCUGGAGACGCACGAGGAAGCCUCUGUCAAAAUGCUGCCCACCUACGUCCGCUCCACGCCUGAGGGCUCAGAGGUCGGAGAUUUCCUGUCGCUGGACCUCGGCGGCACCAAUUUCCGCGUGAUGCUGGUAAAAGUGGGCGAGGGGGAGGAAGGGCAGUGGAAGGUGAAGACGAAGCACCAGAUGUACUCCAUCCCGGAGGAUGCCAUGACGGGAACGGCCGAGAUGCUCUUCGACUACAUCUCCGGGUGCAUCUCCGAUUUCCUGGACAAGCACCAGAUGAAGCACAAAAAGCUGCCCCUGGGCUUCACCUUCUCCUUCCCUGUGCGGCACGAGGACAUUGACAAGGGCAUCCUCUUGAAUUGGACCAAGGGCUUCAAAGCCUCCGGCGCAGAAGGGAACAACGUGGUCGGGCUCCUGAGAGACGCCAUCAAACGGCGAGGGGACUUCGAGAUGGACGUGGUGGCGAUGGUGAACGACACGGUGGCCACGAUGAUCUCCUGCUACUACGAAGAUCACCGGUGCGAGGUUGGGAUGAUUGUGGGGACGGGCUGCAACGCCUGCUACAUGGAGGAGAUGCAGAACGUGGAGCUGGUGGAGGGCGACGAGGGGCGGAUGUGCGUCAACACGGAGUGGGGGGCCUUCGGUGCCUCGGGGGAGCUGGACGAGUUCCUCCUGGAGUACGACCGCGUGGUGGACGAGACCUCACUUAACCCCGGUCAGCAACUCUACGAGAAGAUCAUCGGGGGGAAGUACAUGGGGGAGAUCGUCCGGCUGGUGCUGCUGAAGCUGGUGGACGAGAACCUGCUCUUCAACGGGGAGGCCUCCGAGAAGCUCAAGACCCGCGGGACCUUCGAGACCCGCUUCGUGUCGCAGAUCGAGAGUGACUCCGGUGACCGCAAGCAGAUCUACAACAUCCUGACGGCCUUCGAGCUGCUGCCCUCGGGGACAGACUGUGACAUCGUGCGGAUGGUCUGCGAGAGCGUCUCCACCCGCGCCGCCCAGAUGUGCUCGGCCGGGCUGGCCGGCGUCAUCAACCGCAUGCGGGAAAGCCGGAGCCAGGAGACCCUCAAAAUCACCGUGGGGGUCGACGGCUCCGUCUACAAGCUCCAUCCCAGCUUCAAGGACCGCUUCCACGCCACGGUUCGACAGCUGACGCCCGGCUGCGACAUCACCUUCAUCCAGUCGGAGGAAGGCAGCGGGCGCGGGGCCGCGCUCAUCUCGGCCGUCGCCUGCAAAAUGGCCUGCAUGAUGGGGCAGUGA
Molecule: messenger RNA, 1398 nt
Organism: Gavia stellata (red-throated loon)
Lineage: Eukaryota; Metazoa; Chordata; Aves; Gaviiformes; Gaviidae
Gene: GCK
Product: glucokinase
Exons: 10
Coding region: 1-1398 (465 amino acids)
Biological process (GO): glucose 6-phosphate metabolic process; intracellular glucose homeostasis; regulation of insulin secretion
Cellular component (GO): mitochondrion; cytosol
Molecular function (GO): fructokinase activity; ATP binding; glucokinase activity
Source: RefSeq, a predicted model, not a curated record